Molecule: messenger RNA, 1623 nt
Organism: Monopterus albus (swamp eel)
Lineage: Eukaryota; Metazoa; Chordata; Actinopteri; Synbranchiformes; Synbranchidae
Gene: mctp1b
Product: multiple C2 domains, transmembrane 1b
Exons: 14
Biological process (GO): regulation of neurotransmitter secretion
Cellular component (GO): synaptic vesicle membrane
Molecular function (GO): calcium ion binding
Source: RefSeq, a predicted model, not a curated record
GAAGCUACCCUCUUGUAAUUUCCUGUCAGCGUUUACCCCUGGGACGAGUUCCCAGGCUGCGUUAGAGGCUUCACUCAGUGUUAGUCAUGUUCAAGCACUGAUACAGAUGCGACUGAGGGAAUGAAGCAGCUUUUAUUUGGUUCAGAUAUGUCGGGCUUGGCUGCUCCCUUCCCCUCAGAGCCCCCUCCUGAGCCAGCCGGCCCCAGCUCGGGGAUGUACAGGCUGGAGAUCGAGCUGAAGAGAGGACACAACCUGGCUGUGCGAGACAGACAAGGCACCAGUGAUCCAUAUGUCAAGUUCAAGCUUGCUGGUAAAGAGGUGUUCAGAAGCAAAACCAUCCACAAAAACCUCAACCCGGUGUGGGAUGAGAAGACGACUUUAAUAGUGGACAGUCUGAGGGAACCUGUGUACGUAAAGGUGUUUGACUAUGACUUUGGCCUUCAAGAUGACUUCAUGGGUUCUGCCUUCCUCUACCUGGAGUCUCUGGAGCAGCAGAGGACCAUACCUGUAACUCUGGUGCUGAAGGACCCUCAGCACCCCAGUCAGGACCUGGGCUCCCUGGAGCUGGCCGUCACCCUGACGCCUAAAGACAGCCCCACUGAGGAGCGGCGAGACUCGACGACCAUGCUGCUCAGGAGGUCCUGGAAACGCUCCUCUAAGCAGCAGCAGUCAGCAUGUCUCUCAGAGCUGCAUCGGAAACCACAGCUGUGGAGAGGGAUCGUGAGCAUCGCGCUGAUCGAAGGUCAGAACCUGACUCCCAUGGACCCCAACGGUCUGAGUGAUCCAUACGUCAAGUUCAGGCUGGGACCGCAGAAGUACAGGAGCAAGACUGUGCCAAAGACCCUGAGCCCACAGUGGAGGGAGCAGUUUGAUCUACAUGUGUAUGAGGAGACAGGAGGAGUGCUGGAGAUCACGGUGUGGGACAGAGACACUGGCAGGAGAGACGACUUCCUUGGACGGUGCCAGUUGGACCUCUCCACGUUAGCUAAAGAGCAAACCCAUCACCUGGAGCUGGCGCUGGAGGAGUCCCAGGGCUGCGUGGUGUUGCUGGUCACACUGACCGCCUCAGUCCACGUCUCCAUCGCUGACCUGUCCGUCACACCGCUGGAUGACCCGCAGGAACGCAGAGAGAUCCUCAAACGAUACGGUGUGUUGAAGUCGUUCUCCAGCUUUAGAGAUGUGGGCAUAGUGCAGGUCAAGGUGAUGAGAGCAGUAGGACUCAUGGCUGCAGACGUAACUGGUAAGAGCGAUCCCUUCUGUGUGUUGGAGCUGAACAAUGACAGACUGCAGACACACACUGUGUACAAGAACCUGAAUCCAGAGUGGAACAAAGUCUUCACCUUUAAUGUGAAAGACAUCCACUCCGUGUUGGAGGUGACUGUGUUGGAUGAGGACAGGGACAGGAGUGCCGACUUCCUGGGAAAAGUCGCCAUCCCACUGUUACGUAUCCAUAACGGAGAGCAGAAAGGGUACAUGCUAAAGAAUAAGCAGCUGACAGCACCGACCAAAGGAGUCAUCUACCUGGAGAUCGAUGUCAUCUACAACGCUGUCAAAGCUGCUCUGAGGACUGUGGUCCCUGCAGAACAGAAGUACAUGGAGGAAGAACCGAAAGUCUCCAAGCAG